GGAGCCCGAGCCGAGGAACGGCGAGCGCGUCGUCUUCGGCGCGCACCUUGAUCGCGGGCUGGGUCUGCCGGCCUCGCCCUUCUUCCGGCAAUUCCUCGACCACUUCGGCCUUCAGCCGCACCACCUGCCGGCCAACGCGUGCGUCCUCCUGAGCUGCUUCGUAGCGUUCAUGGAGGCUUACGCCGGCUUGUGGCCCGACAUCGACUUCUGGAGCCGGCUCUUCUUCUUGAAGGCGCAGACCAACGACGGCCGCCUGCGAGCCUGCGGCGCCGCCUCGAUCUACACCCGACCUGGUACGCCUUUCCCCAAGAUCCCCACCGUCGACUCGGUGAAGAACUGGCAAAUGUCAUUCUUCUACGUGCGCAACGAGGGGGAGCUCGUCGACCGGAUCAACCUGCCGGAGUUCAAUCCGGCUCCUCCAGUCGGCCGGAUCAACUGGAGCCACAACGCCCGCUCGACGGACCAGAACGCCGAGGUGAACCUGCUCUGGGAUCUCCUGGCGACAGCCACCGCUGGCGGGCUGACUGCCGAAGAUCUCCUCUGCACUAUCGCCGAGCGCCGGGUGCUGCCGCUCCAGAUGCGCACCCACAAGAUCGGGCACAUGUCCGGCCGGCUCGAUCCGAACCGGACGUCCAAGGUGCCGCUCACCAAGGCCCAGGUGGCCAGCCGGGUGAACCACAUCACCAAGGCGAACCUGGCGGAGGACUGGAGCUACGGGCUGGUGCCCUGCGACAGGAACCAUCCACCGGCGCGGGUUUUUGAGCGCCAGAACGCCGAGGACGGCGACCUGGCGACGAAGAGGUGGACGCCGGAUCUUGUCGAUCCGGCUGACCAAGCCGGCGAACACGCCGGCGACGACGACCUGCCGCAGGCGCCUGAUCUAGGCGGCCAGGGGGAGCACAAUCCGCCCCCUUCACCAGAGCACCAGGAGGAGGAGGAGCCGGCGACGUCCGGCACGGGGCCAAUCCCCGCCGUGCCCCUGCGCACGAGGCCGCCCAGCACCACGGCGACUUCGGCGCCCAAGGGCGCGAAGAGAGCCGGCUCCACCGCCGCCGCGGAGUCGAGGGCGAAGAAGCAGCGCCGGCAGCCGCCGAAGAAGGUCCCGGAGCAAGCCGGGGCCCCUAUCAAGUUUGCCCAGGGCGGCGGCUCCCGGCAAGCUCCGCGCGUUGUGUCGCCGCUUCCGCGCCAGAGGAGGGAGCAGACGCCGCAGCCUUCCUCGCGCGCACCUACGCCGCCGCCGCCUGCGACAGGGGCUUCUUCCUUCGCCGUGCCGUUGGCCUCCGCGCCGGAUCGCGGCACGCGGGUCGAGCCAACGCGGCAGCCGACGCUGGACGACAUGUUCCCGCGCCGGACGCCUCUUCCGGACCCAGCCGGCCGGGGCCGGGCGGGGCAUGCCGCCUUCAACCGGAGCCGGAGCCGGCGGGGGCUGCUCCUAGGACCGGCGCCGGCAGGGCCGCGCCGCCUGCGGCCGGAGCCGGCAGCAGGCCCACCGUGGUGGAGUUGGACGAGAGUCCGGAGGGCGCCCCGGGCGCCGGAGACAACCGGGCCGGCUGGGCCAUCCGCUGCGCCCGGAGCGACGCCGCCGCCGCAGCCGACACCAGAGGAGCCGGCCAGGCAGGAGCCGGCAAGGGACGAGCCGGCGCGCACUGGGGACGCUGACUCGCGCGCGCUGGUGAGGACGGAGGGCCCAGCGGGCCCGUCUGAGGGCCUUCAUGUGGCCAAGGGUGCCCGGUUGGUGGCUGUGCCGUCUGCCUCCGACUCCAGCUUCGGCUCGGCAGGAACCAUGGAGAGGGCAUGGCAUCAGGCGAAUUCCUGCGAGGUACUCAGCCGGGAGGGGCAGCCUGGCACGGCGCCCAUGAAGAUGCUUUUCUCCGGCUACCGCGCCAGCCUCAAGACCAAGGCCGCCGAGACCCUUGCCCAGCUGGCGACGCUGGAGGAUGCUGAGAAGACGGUUGAGGAGCGGCGCACCGUCUUGUACAACCAGGUGGUGACCAGCUACCACCGGGCCAAGAUCGAGCGGGCCGCCUUGGCUCGUGAGCUGGAGGCCGUCAAGGCUGAAGCCGCCAAAGUCCCUCAGCUGGAGUCGGAUCUCCGAGCCGCUCGCGCGCAGUGCGCCGAGAGCGAGGAGGCGGGCCGAUCCGCCGCCGGCAAGCUCAAGCUGGCUGAGCAGGAGCUGACACGGCUGCGCCUGCUGGAGAAGAACCACAUCGCCGAGCUCAACUCCCUCAGGUCGGCGGAGAAGGAGAAGGUGGAUGAUCUGAGCCGGCGGCUGUCGGAGGUGGAGAAGCAGCGGCUUGCGCUGCAGGAGGAGGUCACUGUCAAGUCCACGGAGCUGACGGCUACCGCCAAGCGCUGGACCGACGAUUUCAGCGCGCUUGAUCGCGGCUUGGCGGCGGCCUUCCCGGAGACGCAGGAGGCGGCUUUGGCAGCCGUUGGCGUCGCGCGCGAUUCCAGGAGGCGGGAAACCGGCGAGGGCAGCUCGGAGUAUUUCUCCAUGGAGGAUCAUCUGGCGUCCAUGGCUGCCCGCAUCGAGCCCGUCACCAAGCUCGGCUGGGAGCUGCGGAAGGCGGCCGAAGAGCUGGUGCCCAUGCUGUGGCCUGGGGAGGCGGCGCCGCAAGACAUCUCCGGCCUCAUCUCCUCGAUGGAGCAGGCGCCGGACCGCUUCCUCGACUGGAAGGAGUCGGCCACGCGCGCCGGUGCCGAUAUGGCGCUGUCCUUCGUCCUCUCCUGGUACAACGAGGUGGACCUGGGGCAGCUUGAGUUCCGGCGAGCCGGCGUGGAGGACAAGCUCCCAGCCGACUUCAAGGCCGCCCGCCUUGCUCGGGCCAGCACCAUCGCCGACUUCGUCGACAAGACGCUCUUCGUCGCGGACCCGAACCCUCCUCCAUCCGAUGGAGAAUACAUGGAUGACGAGGAGGCGGAAGAUGUGCCUGAGGGCGACCCGGCCGCCGGCUCCACUGAUGCCCCUCCGGCUUAGAUUUCCUGCUUUUCAGCUGUUCCUUUGCAAGACAGUUUAUUAAAUCCCCGG
Molecule: messenger RNA, 3028 nt
Organism: Lolium perenne
Lineage: Eukaryota; Viridiplantae; Streptophyta; Magnoliopsida; Poales; Poaceae
Source: RefSeq, a predicted model, not a curated record